Microsporum canis CBS 113480 is the source of this 798-nucleotide messenger RNA. RefSeq names its product Nnt1p. The record is from RefSeq and is a predicted model, not a curated record. Gene Ontology annotation, biological process: peptidyl-lysine dimethylation. Lineage: Eukaryota; Fungi; Ascomycota; Eurotiomycetes; Onygenales; Arthrodermataceae. The transcript is spliced from 3 exons. The coding region runs from base 1 to 798 and encodes 265 amino acids. Gene Ontology annotation, molecular function: protein-lysine N-methyltransferase activity.
AUGGGGUUGGAGCUUGAAAAAGAGGAAGAUGAAGCUACCUUUGAUUUUGGAGACGUUUUCAAGGAACCGGAGGGCUUUCUUCCCCCGCCAAAACCACCGACGUUCUCAGAGCAUCGUCUGCUUUCUGGUGAUAUCCUAAACAUUCGACUCGGGUAUCUACUCUGGAACGCAGCAAGAACAAUAUCAGAUUUUCUAGAAGAGAAAGCCCCAGAAUGGGUUGAAGGCAAGGAUAUUCUUGAACUAGGUGCAGGUGCCGGUCUACCGAGCAUUAUCUGCGCUAUAAAAGGGGCUAAAACGGUUGUUGUGACCGAUUAUCCCGAUUCUGACCUUGUGGAUAAUAUGCGAAUAAACGCAUCAACCUGCGAGAAGUUUAUCAAAACACGGCCAUUGCCUCUGCAUGUCGAGGGCUAUAAGUGGGGUGCUCCAACUGAUGAUAUAUGCAGCUUUUUACAAUCGCCCUCGGACGGCUUCGACGUUCUGAUUCUCGCAGACGUCAUAUACAACCACCCACAACACCACAAUUUAAUCGACAGUGUAAAAAGAACAUUGAAACGAUCAAAGGAGUCUGUUGCGUUUGUGGUUUUUACUCCCUACCAACCUUGGCUACUGGAAAAAAUAACGGCUUUCUUCCCGAAAGCGGAAGAGAGUGGAUUUGAAGUUAAGAAACUAUUCGAGAAGGUUAUGGAUAAGCUAUUGUUUGAAGAUGAUCCUGGGGAUGAACAACUUAGACGGACCGUUUUUGGAUAUGAGCUUAAAUGGAAGCAAGAACAAUUAGCCAGGGAUAUCUCCAAUCAUUAG